Messenger RNA from Drosophila bipectinata, 3370 nucleotides. It is a transcript of the gene Gcna, whose product is annotated as Germ cell nuclear acidic peptidase. The record is from RefSeq and is a predicted model, not a curated record. Gene Ontology annotation, cellular component: nucleus. Lineage: Eukaryota; Metazoa; Arthropoda; Insecta; Diptera; Drosophilidae.
AGCCCUGGUCCCGACGCGCAAAGAUCGUUUGAUUUUGUUUUUGGGAAAUUGGAAAUUAAAUUCAAAGCGGAUUGCGCCCAACCUAACUGUUCAUGGAAAAAUGGCAGAUCAUCAGUACAAACUGUUCCGAGCGGUCGACCCAAGCACGGUAAAAGUGCCGUUUAAGGAGAAAUUCGCGAAUCUGACGCUAUCUUCUAAAAAACAACAGGCACCCAAAACAGAGAAACAGAAGCCACCAGGAUCGAUGCCGGCCGCAAAAGAACAUUUUGGAAGCUGCGAGCCCCGAGAGCAAGAGGAUCUCGAUGGCUCAGAGUACAUGGAUGCCCUGCAGCUGAGCGGGGACGAUAACCAGGAGGUGGAGCAUCUCUCCUCGAGGAUCAGCAACUUGACAAUGCAGCCAAAGGAGCAGGCGACGAAGCAGCCAGAAGUCUCCAUCUGCAUCUCCUCCACGACGGAGGAGGGCGAAGACACAGACGAUAAUGAAUCCUGCAUCACCAUAUCCAGUGACUCGAGCCAGGAUGACCAGGAGCACGAGAAGGCUGCUCCCGACAGUAUGGCUGUCAGCGAUCGGCUUGCCGAGCUAGACGCCGACCAGGAGCCUAUUCCGGCCCCCGUACUAACUACAAGUAAGGUCCAACGCAUCGAGGCUUUCCUGCGUGAUGUUUCCUUCGAAAGAAGGGAAAUGGAGCGGAACGGGGUAAAGACACCUUCGCCCUUCCCCUCCACCAAAAGGGAAAAAUCGCGGCUGGCCAGUGCCGACACUGAGUCCAUGCCCACCGACGAGGACUGGUUGCCAGCUAAAACCAGGCCGAUAGACAGCAGCAAGCGGCUGGCGGACAACGAGACCGAGGUGGACACCAUUUGCUCCGCUGCGGACGAGAAUCGGAUGGAUAGCAGCAAACGGCUGGCAGAUGACGAAACGGAGGCGAAUACUCUCGGCUCCGAGGAUCUCAGAGACAGCAGCAAGCGACUGGCUGACAAUGACACAGAGUUGAACACCAUUUGCUCGGACAACUCUACGCUCCACGAUGACGAGCCCAUUCCAGACGAGUCUAUUGAGAUUCCGGAGACUGCCAGCGAGUCUGAGGCUUCGCCGCAAAAACCCAGUGCCUCCAAUUCCAACAACACAUCCAGUGCAGAGGAGGAGGGACAGCCGGUCUCCUUCCAAGUCAGCAGCAUUAACAUAUCCGCUAAAAUCAAUAUCAAAAUCAGUAUUCCGACGAUGGAGUCUAGUUCAGCAGAAGAAGAGGAGGAAGAGAAGGAGGAGGACCUUCCCCCACCAAGAGCCACCAAAUCCAUCCAGAGUUCCGAGGAGAUUAUCGCGGAAAAGCAACUGCAGGAGAGGGAGAAUCAGGACCAUCACAAGUCAAUGCUCUCUACCGGGGAUGCCUCCGAGGAUGAGCAAUUCCUCACUCACGCCGAAAAACUUCUGAAUCAGUUGUACGGAAAAUCGUGGCAGACGCCUGAUGUGAUUCGCACUUUGAAGCGCUCCAGUGGCAGUGGCGGCAAGACGGCCCCGUUGAAGCCGAGAAACCUCAAUCCGCCAGCAGCACCGGUCACCACAGCCAAAAAGAAGAGGCCCCCACCUCCCAAACCAGAUGAAAGUGUCCUGGGCGACUUUAGCAUUUUUAAGAGGGCUCUUCGUGCCAAUGAGACACCCCUGAACUCCACACGCUUGCCGCCUGUACGGGCUGUUCAAACGGAGCGGCGUCCUCAACGGAAGGCAGCGACUCGUCCACGCACCAAUCAUAUCGACGAGGACCGUUGGCGUGCUCUGGUUGAUUCCGAAAGUGGGACAGACGCCUCCGAUGACGAGGACGCGGACGCAACAGUAAGCGGAAACAGCAGCGACAGUAGUGAUGGCGAGGAAAAAGCUGGGGACGUCACCUAUUUGGACUUGACCAAGGCCGAGGUGGAGGUGAUCAGCAAUCCCGACGAGGAUGAGCAGUCACCGAAGUUUCACCGCCGACUGGAUGACAUUCUACGCUCGUGCCGUGCAGGCUCAAAGUCUAAGAUACCUGCAACACCGCCACCGCAACCGGCCACCACCAGGCGACAGUUGUUUACGCCAAAUACGGGCUUUGAGGACGACAAAGAAGCUAGGGAAAUCGUGGACAGAGCGGUGGAUCUUGACAUGCUGGAAGAACUGGAGAAAGAGCACUUGCCAGGCACGCCCGUCCACAAGCGUCUGCAGGAGGUCAAGAAGAAGCUGGGCAUAGCCCAGGAAACGCCAAAGUCUACUCCCAUUUUUAAGCUGCAUACCCCGCAAACGGCUCCGCCUAAGCCCACUGCUCCGCCCAAGUCCACCGUCCGCAAGCCGAAGCAGCAGCCCAAGCCAGCGCCUCCAGUUACCGAGAGCAGAAAGUGCAGUUUCCUGAAGUCCCUCGAAGGGCAAGUGAGCCGCGAACGCGCGGACAACGAGGCCUAUUUCUACAGGGAGAACUUUGCCAAGAACAAGGACCAGCUGGCCCUGCAUCUGUACAAAAUGUUCAAUGCUCAGGUGUUCAACAACGAACUGGAUGUGCCCAUAACGUGGUCCAAGCUGUUGCGGAACACGGCCGGACGGUGCAUGAAUAAGAGAAAGCUUAACCUACGCAGCAGCUCAAUAGAGCUCAGUGUCAAGGUCCUGACCACAGCCGAUCGCCUGCGCUGCACUCUUAUCCACGAGCUGUGCCACGCCGCCGCCUGGGUGUUCAACGGCGAAGGUGGUCACGGACGCGUGUGGAAGAUGUGGGCCCGUCGCGCCAUGGACAAGUUUCCCGAUCUGCCAGAAAUCAAGGUGUGCCACAGCUACAACAUCGAGUUCAAGUACACCUACAAGUGUAUGAGCUGCAAUACAUCCUCACAUGCUCACUCCCGCUCCAGGAAGGUGGAGAACCUACGGUGCCGGCUUUGCCGUGGGCCAAUCACAUUAUUUCUCAACAAAAAGGACAAGCAGGGGAAUACAAUAUCCACGCCAGCCGGUGAGGCCAAGGGCUUUGCAAAAUUCGUCAAGGACAAUUUCAACAAAUUCAAAAGGGACGAACUCACCGCAGCCGAGGUGAUGCGCCUGCUCAGCGUAGAGUAUGCCAAGCAAAAGGAUACGAAAACCACAGGGGAGACAGCGGCGUCGAUCGCCGGACGAGUGGAAGUGCUGACAUUGGACGACUAGAUAUAUGAAAUCACAUACAUACAUAUGUUUAUAUAUUUCUAAAAUGUAUUUUUUUUUGUUUAAGAGAAUAACAAGAAACGGGGUUUCUAUUUAUUUUGUAACCGUAUUUUACCUAAAGUGAUUCUACCUAGCGAUACAAUCAAAAAGCGUACAAAACCACUCUGUAAUCACAUAAGUUAGGCUACGAUCUAUAAAAGUUGUAUGGUGAUACUCUUGAAA